AUGCGCCCUGAGCGCGGCGCCCCCGCUCGGCUCUGCUCGGACUGCGCUCGGAUAUUUCCGCCUCUUUGUUUUAAACUCCGGGCCCAGCCUUUUAAUUUUAUACUCCCUCCCCCUUGUGGUGGCGCCCGGGGAAGGACGGGCCGGGAAUAGAGGGUCGGUGACGGGGUGGAAAACCCCACGCCAGCCCCGAGGAGACCGCGCCUCGUCCCCACCAACGGACACGGCGCCGCCCCUCCCCCGUCAGAGUCUGUGGUGACCUUGCUGUAUGAGGUGCUCCGUCUUAGAGAAACAAUAAAAGCCUGAAACCUUGUCUGGAUCAUUUAGUUACCUUUGCUAAUGUCUCCACCAUCUCCUACCGUCUCUAGGUCUCUGGAUGGCAGACUCUGAAAAGAAAUGCUGUUCUAAGAGACACCAAAGAUGCUAACAAGAAAGAUUAAGCUUUGGGACAUUAAUGCCCAUAUAACCUGUCGUCUGUGCAAUGGAUACCUGAUUGAUGCUACUACUGUAACAGAAUGCUUACAUACUUUCUGUAGAAGCUGCCUAGUGAAAUAUUUGGAGGAAAACAACACCUGCCCAACCUGUAGAAUUGUUAUACAUCAGAGUCACCCAUUACAGUACAUAGGUCAUGACAGAACAAUGCAAGACAUUGUGUACAAACUUGUGCCAGGCCUCCAAGAAGCGGAAAUGAAAAAGCAAAGGGAGUUUUAUCACAAACUGGGAAUGGAAGUUCCAGGGGACAUCAAAGGGGAGACAUGUUCUACAAAACAGCACCUAGAUUCCCAUCGAAAUGGUGAAACUAAACCAGAUGAAAGUUCAAACAAAGAAACUUCAGAGGAAAAACAGGAAGAAGAUAAUGAUUACCACCGAAGUGAUGAACAGGUAAGCAUCUGCUUGGAAUGCAAUAGCAGCAAACUGCGUGGAUUGAAACGAAAAUGGAUUCGUUGCUCUGCACAAGCAACAGUCUUGCAUCUAAAGAAGUUCAUUGCCAAAAAACUAAACCUUUCUUCUUUCAAUGAGCUGGACAUAUUAUGCAAUGAAGAGAUUCUUGGCAAGGACCACACACUCAAGUUUGUAGUUGUUACUAGAUGGAGAUUUAAGAAAGCGCCUCUACUGCUACAUUACAGACCCAAAAUGGACUUGCUGUAAGAGAACUUUAUUGUCCUUCUGGACAUAUUUUUUUGCAGAGACUAUCAUCUGGAAUCUUCUUAGUGCAUCACUAAUCACAUGACACAAACCAGCUGAAUAAUUUUGGAAGACUGUAGGACUUUCAUAGCAGACUAUCCUUCUGAAUAUUCUUCUAGGGAUGUAUAACCUAGAUUUCUGGACAGAAAAUAUUUAUACUUUUUUUGUAUGGAAGAAAGAAGUUGCAACUCAACAAGACACUACCAGCACUAAGUUUACAGAUACUGAAAACACUUCGCAGUUCCAUGUAGCUCAGCCUGAUUUAUCUCUACAGUUACACAGAAAUAAGUUAAACUGUUGUGGGGUGAUUUAAAAUGUUGCUUUUGACAGGACAUUGCAUUUAGUUACUUUUGACAUUCUGAAUCUUUAAAAAUUAUAUUUUUGCAAAGUGUUGUUGUCUUCUAUAGGAUGCCUGAUUGUGUUGGCUUUACGCAGUUUUUUCUGCAGAGCACUGAACAUGCAUAAUGAUACAGUGGCUAGUGAUAAUUUAUUAUGCAGCAUUGAAAUUUCUGAAAGUCUGGGAAGUCAGUGUUUGUUAUUUUUACCCAGUUGAUGCUCUCCUUCAUUUUGUGGUUUGGAAAAGAUUUGGUAACCCCUGUAUGCGUUGAUUUGGUAACAUGAAUAGGAAUAAUAUCAGUUAAUUUUAAUAUGCCCUGAUCAUUUGCCGUGGCACACA
This is a messenger RNA of Dryobates pubescens (Downy woodpecker), 1858 nucleotides long. RefSeq names its product polycomb group ring finger 3 (gene PCGF3). NCBI's taxonomy places the organism in Eukaryota, Metazoa, Chordata, Aves, Piciformes, Picidae. Bases 418 to 1146 code for a protein of 242 amino acids. Gene Ontology annotation, cellular component: PRC1 complex. Gene Ontology annotation, biological process: regulation of transcription by RNA polymerase II. The record is from RefSeq and is a predicted model, not a curated record. The transcript has 12 exons.